Messenger RNA from Alternaria arborescens, 765 nucleotides. RefSeq lists its product as hypothetical. NCBI's taxonomy places the organism in Eukaryota, Fungi, Ascomycota, Dothideomycetes, Pleosporales, Pleosporaceae. Gene Ontology annotation, cellular component: mitochondrial large ribosomal subunit; ribosome. Gene Ontology annotation, biological process: translation. The record is from RefSeq and is a predicted model, not a curated record. Gene Ontology annotation, molecular function: rRNA binding; structural constituent of ribosome. Bases 1 to 765 code for a protein of 254 amino acids. The transcript is spliced from 2 exons.
AUGUUCGCCCCAGCACGACGGCGGUGCGCCCAAAGCCUCGCAAAGGCCUCGAGCCAGACGACCGAUUCGAUCCCGACUUUCCUGUUACCCGUAUUCCCCCGGCCUACGCCCGCCAGGACCUUUACCUCAACAACAUCAUGUCAAUCGAAGAUCGGGUCCCUACCACUCUCUUUACCCCAAGGAGUCACAUUCCAGGUGGUUGCGCCUUCGGCUAAGGCCAGGAGCUCAAGAGUGCAGGCAAUGUCUACAGUACACAUCAAGGGACCGCUCGGCGAGCUUUCAAUGAACAUUCCUCCAUAUAUCAAUAUCAACCAGGACCCGGCAUUGGGUGGUCCAACAUUGACAAUAGAGGAUGCAAAAGAUGCGAAACAGAAGGCAAUGUGGGGCACCACCCGCGCAUACCUCCAGAAUCACAUCCUCGGUGUUAGCGAAGGACACAGUGCCAUUCUCCGCUUCGUCGGUGUCGGUUACCGUGCCUCAGUCGAAGACACUGCAACUACAGUAAAGGCCGAAUUUCCGGGCCAGAAGUUCGUCAACUUGAAGGUCGGAUAUACACACCCAGUCGAACUCGCUAUACCAAAGGGCAUGACCGCGAGUACACCGCAACCGACACGUCUACUAUUAGAGGGGCCAGAGAAGGAGGUAGUCAUGCAGUUCGCGGCCAAGAUCAGGGCCUGGAGGAAACCUGAACCAUACAAGGGCAAGGGUGUCUUCGUCAACGGUGAGACCAUCAAGAUCAAGAACAAGAGAGUGGGCGGCAAAUAG